AUGACUGUAGGACUACGCAAGGUAAAGCCCUAUCUAUAUGUAUACCAAACAUAUGCCAAACAACGAUGGCUUGGAAUGACCGUCUUUGAAGUAUUUUCAAAAGAGUUUCAUGAUCGUCCAGCAGAAGUCUAUCGACAGGCUAUUCUCAAAGGCAGGAUUAAAAUCAACGGAAAAGCUGUUCCAUUAGACUAUGUAAUCCGGAAUUCAGAUCUAGUCGAAAAUACUGUCCAUCGCCACGAGCCAGUGAUCACUGACACUCCGAUUGAGAUAGUCCACCAGUCUGAUUCUGUGUUGGUAGUGAACAAACCCAGCUCGAUUCCGGUUCAUCCAACAGGUCGAUAUCGUUACAACACUGUUAUACAUCUCCUCGAAUAUGAAAACAAGAUGAAUGAUUUAUUUUUGGUGAAUCGUAUCGAUAGAUUGACAUCUGGACUGGUUUUGAUUGCUCGAGAUAAAAACAAGGCGGCAUAUAUGAUGCAAGAGAUGCGUGAACGUCGGAUUCACAAGACUUACCUUGCUCGUGUUAAAGGCGAGUUUCCUGCUGAUGCAAUCGAGUGCCAUGAACCCAUUGAAACAGUCGAGUUUAAAGUGGGUGUGAAUAUUGUUUCACCAACUGGAAAACCUUGUUCCACACUGUUUAAAAGACUGAGCUAUAAUGGCUUGACAAGUGUCGUUCAGUGCGAGCCAUUAACAGGUAGGACACAUCAAAUCCGCGUACAUUUGCAGUUUCUUGGACAUCCAAUUGCCAACGAUCCAAUCUAUGGAUGUUCAGAGUGGGGUAAAGAUAUGGGAAAAGGCGGAUUAGAUCCAAAAGCAGUGGCUAUGACAGCCAAUCGUGUAACAGCAGCUGUAUUUCCUAGCGAACAGGAGCUGGUGGAUCAUGACAAUGUUGAUGAUGCAGAUGCAGAUCCGAUUGCAAACUGUGUAGAGUGUCGACUCAAACGCAGCGACCCAAUUCCUGAGCAGUUGGUGAUUUGGUUGCAUAGCUGGAAAUACAAGGGAGACUCUGGAUGGGAUUUUGAGACUUCAAUGCCAGAUUGGGCCCAUGAAUCGUAUCAAGGUGAUCAACAACUGGUAGACCGGUUUUGGGCACAUGGUGGAUUAUGGGAUGGAAAAGCGCCUGGACAUUUCAUUGAUUAG
Messenger RNA from Batrachochytrium dendrobatidis JAM81, 1140 nucleotides. RefSeq lists its product as uncharacterized. The record is from RefSeq and is a predicted model, not a curated record. NCBI's taxonomy places the organism in Eukaryota, Fungi, Chytridiomycota, Chytridiomycetes, Rhizophydiales. Gene Ontology annotation, biological process: enzyme-directed rRNA pseudouridine synthesis. The coding region runs from base 1 to 1140 and encodes 379 amino acids. The transcript has 4 exons. Gene Ontology annotation, molecular function: pseudouridine synthase activity; RNA binding.